AUGUUUCUGAGAAGAGAUAACUUCGGCCGGUAUUGUGAUAAUCCGUUUCACGAAGUCCCUCUUUUAGACUGUGGUCUUAAAUAUGCUCAUAGUUUUUUUUUCUUUUUCUUUUUUUUCUUUCAUUCCUCCGAUGCUCUGUGUUACCAAAACCUAAUUAAACGAAGAGUUCCACCUGUUUCGACCGGCACCUUGCAGAACAGAGAAACAUCCGUAGUCGGAAUGGAAGCCAAGAGCGGGGAGGGGUUGGAGGCCAAUAAUUAUCUUGAUUUUCUUUAUCUAUCUAUCUAUCUAUCUAUCUAUCUAUCUAUCUAUUUAAGUAUGCACAGCCCUAUCUAUCUGUUCAAACAAACCACACUAUCUAUCUAUCUAUCUAUCUAUCUAUCUAUCUAUCUAUCUGUUCAGACAAAUCUAUCUAUCUAUCUAUCUAUCUAUCUAUCUAUCUAUCUAUCUAUCUAUCUAAGUAUGCUCAGCCCUAUCUAUCUGUUCAAACAAACCACACUAUCUAUCUAUCUAUCUAUCUAUAUUCAGAUCUAUCUGUUCAGACAAAUCUAUCUAUCUAUCUAUCUAUCUAUCUAUCUAUCUAUCUAUCUAUCUCAUUCUGGCCACAUAUCUUUCCAUAUAUCUCGAUCAGAAAAAUUAUAA
Molecule: messenger RNA, 642 nt
Organism: Acanthosepion pharaonis
Lineage: Eukaryota; Metazoa; Mollusca; Cephalopoda; Sepiida; Sepiidae
Source: the annotation of a GenBank genome assembly